CCCAAUUUAACCUUCCCGCAAAUAACGCCUUCAAAACCAAAAAACGCAAAUCAAAUCAAAUCAAAUUCACAUUCAUCAAAAUUCCCUUCAUUCUCCAUAGUAUCUAGCUAUUGCAUCUACGAAUUAAUCGGAACAAAACUUAAUCAUCAUAAUCAUAAUCAUAAUAAAAAUUAGAGACCAUAAUCGGAAAAUUAGUUCCUCAAAUCCUAUGAGGAAACUGUGUCCAAAUUUUGAUAAAAUCGAUGGAUUGGAAACGGUUUUGGAAGUUCCGAUACCGGAAGAUAUGUGGACUGGAAUCGGAAGCAGUGGUUCGAAUCGGUGGCAGAAUCUUCGUGCUUUGAUGAGAGCACAAAUUUCUAACGAUAAAUCUUUGCAUCUUUCUGCUGCUUCUAAUAAUGAAUUCAUUGCGUUGCUUAAGCUUGUUGGUUCUCCGCUUAUUCCUCUUCAGGUUCAAUGUGAUCAUACGUUAACUCGUCCUCUCAAAGAUUCUAAUAUCGAAGCUUCUAGUGCAAAGUAUAUAGUGCAGCAAUACAUAGCUGCAACGGGAGGAGUGGGAGCAUUGGAUUCCCUGAAGAGUAUGUAUGCAGUUGGACAAGUGAGGAUGUUUGGGUCCGCGAUGCGUGAGGGAGAUGAUAGUGUUCAUCCUAUUGGGAGGGCUGAAGUGGGAGGCUUUGUGUUGUGGCAAAAGAAUCCAGAUUUGUGGCACUUUGAAUUGGUUGUUGCUGGUUUCAAGGUUAGUGCAGGUAGUAAUGGGAAGGUAGCGUGGACACAGUCUUCUUCUAAGCCUUGUCAUGCUAAUAAAGGUCCUCCAAGACCUCUUCGUCGCUUCUUUCAGGGACUGGACCCUAGGUGUACAGCAAACUUGUUUCUAGAUGCAGUAUGUGUAGGAGAGAAAACCAUUAACAAAGAAGAUUGUUUUCUGCUCAAGUUAGAGACAGCAUAUGACAUCCUCCAAGCACAAAACACGCCACACACAGAAGUUAUUAGACACACAGUGUUCGGAUACUUUAGCCAACGCACAGGGUUACUUGUCAAAUUCGAAGAUACCAAGUUAGUUAGAAUGAAACCAGCUAAAGGAAAUGAUUCUGUGUUUUGGGAAACAAGCAUUGAGUCGAUGAUCGAGGACUAUAAAUACGUAGAUGGUAUUAACAUAGCACAUGGUGGAAAGACGGUGGCCAUUUUAUAUAGAUAUGGUGUACCGCAUAAUCAUAAGCGAAGAAUUGAGGAGACAUGGAGGAUUGAAGAAGUUGAUUUUAACAUUUGUGGCUUGUCAAUGGAUUGUUUUUUGCCUCCCUCUGAUAUCAAUAAGGACCAUGAUGUUGUUGAGCAUAUGGUGUAGUAGGAAAGAGUUAGGACUUUUUCCUUUCCAUUUUUCAUAUUUUUUUUCAAUCACUACAAAUUUGUGUACAUAUAUUGUAUAGAAGUAAAUCAUAGCUGAAGACAAAAAUAGUAUUUCUCGAGGUCCUUGGUUCAAUGUUUAGCACGAAUUUUAUAUUACAGCAUUUUAGGACU
Messenger RNA from Trifolium pratense (red clover), 1512 nucleotides. RefSeq lists its product as uncharacterized. The record is from RefSeq and is a predicted model, not a curated record. The transcript is spliced from 3 exons. NCBI's taxonomy places the organism in Eukaryota, Viridiplantae, Streptophyta, Magnoliopsida, Fabales, Fabaceae. Bases 209 to 1339 code for a protein of 376 amino acids.